UAUAAAAUGUCCAUCACAAUCUGUCAAGAAUAUUGGGUGGUUCAGCAUUUCAAAACUAAAAAAAUUGCUAAUGUUCCGCCUCAGGAAAGGUGGAAACAUGCUGAAUGUAUAAUCAAAAUGACUCUGUCAGACCAGAAAAGCAACGACAUAAAUAUUAACAACCAACUGCAAAAAACAAUCGAAAUAAUUUUGGAUUGGUUUAUGGCUGAUCCGAAAAAGAAAAUGACGACAAAUAAAAAUUUAAAUUGA
Molecule: messenger RNA, 249 nt
Organism: Sipha flava (yellow sugarcane aphid)
Lineage: Eukaryota; Metazoa; Arthropoda; Insecta; Hemiptera; Aphididae
Exons: 2
Coding region: 7-249 (80 amino acids)
Source: RefSeq, a predicted model, not a curated record